AUGGUUGGUUGCAAUAGGGAAGAGGCCUUAAGGGCCAGGGAAAUUGCUGUGAAGAAGAUGGAAAAUAAAGAUUUUUUUGGUGCCCAGAAGAUUGUGCUUAAAGCUCAAAAGCUUUUUCCAGAGCUUGAGAAUGUGUCUCAACUGUCAACCAUCUGCAGUGUGCACUGUGCAGCAGAGUUAAGGGUGAAUGGAGAGAUGGACUUCUAUGGAGUCCUUCAAGUGGAGGAAGGAGCUGACAAAGCCUUGAUAAAAAAGCAGUACCGCAAGCUUGCAUUUUCACUUCACCCUGAUAAAAAUUGUUUUGCGGGUGCUGAGGCAGCUUUCAAGUUGGUUGCCGAAGCUCAUUCUGUACUAUGUGAUACUGCAAAGCGAAAUGAUUAUGACCUGAAAAGGAGGAAUGGAUUUAGAAAUGUGCCAAAGUCAGCCAAACAGCAGCCAUCAAAGAAGACUGAUUCACAUAAACAGAGCAUGCCUGGAUCUAGAGAAACAUUUUGGACUAUAUGCUCAAAUUGUCAGAUCCAAUACCAGUACUACAGCAAUAUCUUGAACACCAUGGUCCGCUGUCUGAACUGUAAAAGGAAUUUUUUUGCAUACAAGCUGAAUCAACAGCCCAUGUCCACUUCAUCAAGUGUCAACAGCUCCCAAGUUCCUGCAAGCAGAUUUGCGAAUAAACAACGUGACACUCCCAAUCAACAAGGUCACCCUAUGAAUCCUUCAUCUGUAGGUAGAGGCACCAAUGUGAAGCCAAAUGGUUCCCAAGACCCUGCACACAUGUUUCGAAAUCAACAGCAUGGUGUUUACAGUCAACAUGGCCAUCCUGUGAAGCCUUCUGCAGACAGAGACACAGAUGCAAAGCUGAGGAUGAAUGUGGCCCAGCGUGAUGAAUACAUGAAAGGGAGAGCUAAUGACCCAGAGGUGUUGAGGGGGAAAUUUCAAUCUUCAACGCUGAAUCAAGAUAAAUCUUCUGUCCCUAUGGGAAAUGGGGACAUGCAAGGAAGGCCACCAAUUUCAGACCCUGCUGAUCCAAACAUUGUCAACACACAGAAAUCAGUUCAGGAAGAUGCGUCUGCAGUGCCGGAUGCUAUGGAUCUGCCUGGUUCUGCAAAGCCUUCUUCUGCAGGUGGGAAAAUAGAUGGAGAUGCAAGGAUAAAUGUUGCAGGUAGUAGAUUGAUGCCAGAUCCUGUUGAUCUAAAUAUUACUGGCAGAAGAAAUUUGCAUAGACAAGAUGCAUCUACAGUGCCUACUGGUGCCGGAUCCUCUGGUACCCAAAGCUCAGUUAAGAGGAAGACUUAUGCUGAUGGCAAUGUUUGCCUGGACACGGAUACCAACAAGAGGCCAAUGAAAAAUAAUAUUCCAUCUGAUGUUAACAUGAGUUGUAAACAAGUAUGUGAUGAUGGUGUCACUAAUGCUCGCAUACAAUCAGAUCCACCUCAUGUGUCCGGCGGCAAUGUAGACACCCAACAAAAGCCAAAAAUUGCUGAUAUAAGUGAUCAUCAGGUAAAUAUCAAGGAAAAAGCUACUGAAACUGAUAGUGAUCAGGACAAUAUCAUGGAAGAAGCUCCUCAAACUGUUAGUGAAAACGUAAAUAUCAAGGAAAAAGCUACUGAAACUGAUAGCGAUGAGGACAAUAUCAUGGAAGAAGCUCCUCAAACUGUUAGCGAAAAGAAGCCUUCUUACUCUGUGCAGGUCACCCUCCCUGAUCCAGAUUUCUUCAAUUUUGAGAAGAUCAAGGAUAUCAAUGUGUUCGAAGUUGGUCAGAUAUGGGCCCUCUAUGAUAACCUUGAUGGCAUGCCAAGGUAUUAUGCUCGUAUAAAGCAUUUUGAUGCCUCCAACUUCAAAAUACAUUUAACUUGGCUGGAGUACGUUGCGAUGGAUGAAGAUGAGGAGAACUGGACUGAUGAAGAACUGCCUACUGCUUGUGGAAACUUUCGCCUUGGGAAAGGAACUGACAUAUCAGAAGACAAGGAAAUGUUUUCUCACAUUGCUUCUUGGACAAAAGGUAAAAUGAGGAAUUCAUAUGUCAUAUAUCCUAACAAGGGUGAGGUGUGGGCUCUUCACAAGGGGUGGAGCAUGGAAUGGAGCUCAGAUGCAGAUAAUCAUAGAUCAUAUGAGUAUGAGGUUGUGGAAGUCGUGUCAAUGAGCUGCUCCGAUUUUCUCACAGAAUCCCUUUUUUAUAGGACAAAAGGAAAUGAAAAGGUUGGUGUUCCAAGAGGAUUUCUGGAACUGGACAAUGCAUGUCUCCCUGCUGACCUGGAUGCAGCAUUUUCCAAUGUUACUCUUGACUCUUACACGUCUCUCAGCAAGAAAGAAAGCAGCACAUCUGUUAAUGUGACCACUGACAAUACAAGUUGUAGAAUGGAUCUGGGAGAUGAUCAAAUUGCUCAAAAGGAGAAUCACCGUGAAGAGCAUAUUGGCCACCCCCACCCAAUGUCUACAGACAAUCCUAAAGAUUUGUGCCCGGAACAAAAUACACCCUUAAAGAAAACUGCUGGUGAUGCCAAUGAAUUUAGUGAUUGCUCUCUUCAAGGUAGCCUCUCCCCCAACAUAUACACAUAUCCUGAUUCUGAUUUCCACAAAUUUGAAGAAGGUCGCUCCUGUGAGAAGUUUGAACGUGGACAAGUAUGGGCCUUGUACAAUGAUAUUGAUAAACUUCCCAAGUUCUAUGCCUGGAUAAAAAAAGUCAGGGAAGAGCCUUUUAGAGUUGAGGUGAUCUGGCUUGAGGCUUGCCCGAAACAGGAUCAGGAGAAACAGUGGUUGAAGCAGGACAUACCCAUCAGCUGUGGCACAUUCAAAAUCCUAAAAUGGAGAGCUGAGUAUGACACAAGCGAUACCUUCUCUCAUCUGGUAUAUUUUAGAGAAACCGGCAAAAAGCGGGAGCUUGAAAUCCUCCCACAGGUUGGCGAUAUAUGGGCCGUCUACAUGAACUGGGCACCUGACUGGGUUCCAUGCAGUGUUGAUGCCUGUGAGUUUGCUAUCUGCGAGGUCAUCGAGUGCACUGAAGCUAGCACAAAGCUCACCUUCCUGGCCCAAGUCAGCGGCUACCGAUCCGUGUUCAAGCCUGACAAGCAAAGGGGAGUGCUGGAGGUACCUGCCGGGGAGGAGCUGAGGUUCUCCCACCAGAUACCCUAUUUCCGCCUGACGGGAGAGGGAGGCGGCAGUCUCCGUGGCUUCUACGAGCUUGACCCUGCUUCUGUCCCUGAUGCCUUCCUGUAUGGGGACACCUGA
This is a messenger RNA of Miscanthus lutarioriparius, 3225 nucleotides long. The record is from the annotation of a GenBank genome assembly. Lineage: Eukaryota; Viridiplantae; Streptophyta; Magnoliopsida; Poales; Poaceae.